Manacus vitellinus (golden-collared manakin) is the source of this 19918-nucleotide messenger RNA. RefSeq names its product nebulin (gene NEB). Gene Ontology annotation, cellular component: Z disc. The transcript has 140 exons. Lineage: Eukaryota; Metazoa; Chordata; Aves; Passeriformes; Pipridae. Gene Ontology annotation, biological process: cardiac muscle thin filament assembly. Bases 99 to 19340 code for a protein of 6413 amino acids. The record is from RefSeq and is a predicted model, not a curated record. Gene Ontology annotation, molecular function: actin filament binding.
CACUGCUGCUCAGGAGGGAAGGCUGGAGAGGCUUUGCUCCAAAGGAUAUUUGCUGGAUGUUGCUGUGAGUGGGGGAGAGACAGAAGAAAACCUUCAGAAUGGAGGAAGAAGAAUAUGAGGAAGUUGUGGAGUACUACAUUGAGGAGACAGUUGUUGAGGAGGGUGAGCCACAUGAGGUGGUCACUGAGAUCACUGAGACUGUCAGCACAGAGUUCACAGGUCCUGAAACUACCACAACCACCUACACUGUCAAGGAGGACAAACCUUCUGGGAAGGAUGCAGCACCCCCAGCCAGGAAAAAGACAAUCCGGACAAAAGUGGACCCAUCCAAGUUUUUGACGCCUUACCUGGAACACAGCAACAAAAUGAAGGACCUAUUCAGUGAGAACAAGUACAAAGAAAAAUUUAGAAAAGAGAAAGGAAAGCCUUAUGCUUCCACAAUUGAUACCCCAGAAAUUCGGAGGAUCAAGAAAGUGCAGGACCAGCUCAGUGAGGUUAAAUACCGCAUGGCUGGGGAAAUUGCCAGGACUAUUUGCCACGUGGAUGAAAAGGCCAUGGAUAUAGAACAUGCCAAGAAAGUGUCCCAGCAAGUGAGCAAGGUGUUAUAUAAACAGAACUGGGAGGAGAAUAAGGACAAGUACCUGCUGCCCCCUGAUGCUCCAGAGCUUGUGAAUGCAAUAAAAAACACAGCAAUGUUCAGCAAGAAACUCUACACUGAGGAGUGGGAAGGAGACAAAACUCUGUUUUAUCCCUACAACGACAGCCCAGAGCUCAGGAGGGUGGCCCAGGCUCAGAAGUCUCUGAGUGAUAUUGUCUACAAAAAAGGACACGAUGAGCAGAAAGCCAAAUUUACCUCCCUGCCAGAUCCCCCUGAUGUGGAACUGGCCAAGAAGGUGACGAGGCAGCUGAGCAAUAUUAAUUACCAUAAGGACUAUAAAAACAAAGUCAAAGGCAAGUGGAGUCAAACUCCGUGCUAUGACGUGGCCAUUGCAAAAAUGAAUGCAGAAAAUCUAAGUAUGAGAAAGUACCAGGAAGACUUUGAAAACAUGAAAGACCAAAUCUACUUCAUGCAGACUGAAACCCCAGAGUAUGAAGCCAAUAAGAAAGCUUCAGAGAACGUCAGUAAGGUAAAAUACAGAGCAGACUAUGAAAAGAAGAAAGCCAUUGCAGAUUAUAAUGUGCUUCCUGCUACAGAGAACCCAUUGCUGAAGCAAUUAAAAGCUGCAGGCAAUAUUCUCAGUGAUAAAUUAUACAAAGAAGCCUAUGAGCAGUCAAAAGGUAACAAGAUGAAUUACUGUGACACCCCCAAGUUCCAGACCGAUGCCGCUCUGAAGAAUUUCAGCGACGUGAAAUACAAGGAGGCCUAUCAAAAGAAUAUUUUGGGGCACUAUUUGGGCAGCUUUGAGGACCCAUAUCACACACACUGCAUGCAAGUCGAAGCUAUGAAGAGCGAUAAAAACUACAAAGCAGAUUAUGAGGAGGAAAAGACAAAAUGCUACUUCCCCCAGACCAUAACUCAAGAGUAUGAAGCGAUUAAGAAGUUGGAGCAAUGCAAAGAUCACACCUACAAAAAGCAUCCUGAUCAAAUCAAAUUCACUGCAGUCACUGACUCUCCAGUACAGAAGCAAGCAGAGAUUAACAGCAAACAGCUGAGUGAUAUACUGUAUAAAUCCAAAGGUGAAGAAGUAAUUCACAAGUACCACCUCCCUCCUGAUGUGCCCCAUUUCAUCCAGGCCAGAGUUAAUGCCUACAACAUCAGUGAUGCUAACUACAAAGCAGACUGGAAGAAAACCCUUGCCAAAGGAUAUGACCUGAAACCUGAUGCCAUUCCCAUUAUUGCAGCUAAAGCCUCUCGGAAUAUUGCAAGUGAUUACAAGUACAAGGAAUCCUACGAGAAGGACAAAGGCAAACAGGUCGGGUACCGCAGCCUCCAGGACGAUCCCAAACUUGUUCAUUACAUGAACGUGGCCAAAAUCCAGUCGGACCGGGAGUACAAGAAGGACUAUGAGGUCACCAAGACCAAAUAUCACACUCCCCUGGACAUGUUCAGUGUGACAGCGGCCAAGAAGGCCCAGGAAGUGGUUACAAACAUGGGCUAUAAGCAGCCAAUCCACAAUUACACCCUCCUACCUGAUGCUGUCAACCUGGAGCUCUCGAAGAACGCGAUGCAGCUUCAGAGUGAUAAUUUGUACAAAUCUGACUUCAAUAACUGGUUGAGAGGAGUUGGCUGGAUACCAAUCCAGUCCCUGGAGGUAGAAAAGGCCAAAAAAGCCUCAGAGAUCCUCAGUGAGAAGAAGUACAGGCAACACCCCGACCAGCUGAAGUUCUCCAUCCCCACAGAUGCCAUGGAGCAAGUGCUUGCCAAGCAAAAUGCCAAGACCAUGAACAAGAGGCUCUACACAGAUAAAUGGAACAAAGAGAAGACCACCAUCCACGUUAUGCCAGAUACCCCAGAAAUCCUGCAGUGUAAAGUGAACCAGCUCACAAUGAGUGAUAAACUCUACAGAGCUGGCUGGGAGGAGGACAAGAAGAAGGGCUAUGACCUGCAGCCUGAUGCCAUCCCGAUCAAAGCUGCCAAAACCUCCCGAGACAUCGCCAGCGAUUACAAGUACAAACUGGCCUACGAGAAAGCCAAGGGGAAGCACAUCGGGUUCCGCAGCCUCGAGGACGACCCCAAGCUGGUGCACUUCAUGCAGGUGGCCAAGAUGCAGUCGGAUCGGGAAUACAAGAAGGAUUAUGAGAAGGCCAAGACCAGUUUCCAUACCCCAGUGGACAUGGUCAGUGUGGUGGCAGCCAAGAAAGCCCAGGAAGUGGCUACCAAUGCCAACUACAAAAACCUGAUCCACACCUACAACGUCCUGCCCGAUGCCAUGAGCGUCGAGUUGGCCAAAAACAUGAUGCAGCUGCAAAGUGAUAAUCAAUACAAAGCAGAGUAUGAUGAAACCAUGAAGGGGGUAGGGUGGCUCCCACUGGGCUCCCUGGAAGCUGAGAAGAACAAAAAAGCCAUGGAGAUUGUCAGUGAGAAGAAAUAUCGGCAGCACCCGGACAAGCUGAAAUAUUCUGUUCCCAUGGACUCCAUGAGCAUGGUCUUGGCUUUAAAUAAUGCCAAAAUCAUGGAUGAGCACAAGUACAAACAAGCCUGGGAAGAAGACAAAAAGAAAAUUCACAUCACCCCAGAUAUUCCUCAGAUUGUUCUGGCAAAAGCAAAUGCAUUUAACAUAAGUGAAAAAAUGUACAGAUCUUCAUUUGAAGAAUCCAGGAAGAAAGGAUACGACCUCAGAGUUGAUGCCAUCCCUAUUAAAGCUGCCAAAGCUUCCAGGGAAAUUGCCAGUGAUUACAAAUACAAAUUAGGUUAUGAAAAAGACAAGGGCAAACUGGUGGGCUUCCGCAGCCUCCAGGAUGAUCCAUUGCUUGUGCAUUACAUGCAAGUGGCCAAGAUGCAGUCAGACAGGGAGUACAAGAAGGCCUAUGAGAUGGGCAAGACCCAGUACCAGACUCCCAGUGAUGCCCUCAGCGUGGUGGCAGCCAAGGAGGCCCAAGGCCGUGUGACCAACACCAACUACAAGCGCCUGAUCCACCAGUACAUGCUCCUGCCAGAUGCCAUGAGCCUGGAGCUCUACAGAAACAUGAACCAGAUACAGAGUGAUAAUGAGUACAAGCAGGAUUACAAGGAGUGGUUCAGGGGCAUUGGGUGGAGUCCUGUUGGUUCCCUGGAUGUGGAGAAAUCCAAGAAAGCCACGGAGAUUGCGAGCGAUCAGAAGUACCGCCAGCAUCCCAGCCAGUUCUCCUUCACCAAACCCAGUGAUGCCAUGGACUUGGUCCUUGCAAAGCAGAAUGCAAAUAUCAUGAACAAACAUGCUUAUACUCAAGCCUGGGAGAAGGAUAAAACUCAGGUCCAUGUGAUGCCAGAUACACCAGAUAUUCUCCAGGCAAAACAGAACAAGACAAACUACAGUCAGAAACUCUACAAGCUGGGCUGGCAGGAAAUGCUAAAGAAAGGCUAUGACCUCACACCUGAAGCCAUGUCAGUGAAAGCUGCCAAAGCUUCAAGGGACAUUGCAAGUGAUUUCAAGUACAAGGAAGGUUACCGCAAGCAGCAGGGACACCACAUCGGGUUCCGCAGCCUGCAGGAUGAUCCCAAGAUGUUGUGGUCCAUGCAAGUAGCUAAAAUGCAGAGUGACAGGGAGUACAAGAAAGAUUUUGAGAAGUGGAAGACCAAGUUUAACAUGCCUGUGGAUAUGUUAGGCUUCCUCCUGGCUAAGAAGUGUCAGGAACUGGUCAGUGAUAUCGACUACAAACGGAUCCUGCACCGCUGGACUUGUCUGCCAGACCAGGUUGAUGUCACCGAGGCCAAGAGGGUCAAUGAACUGCAGAGUGAUAAUUUGUAUAAGUCAGAUCUGCAAUGGCUCAGGGGCAUUGGAUGGAGUCCUCUGGGAUCUCUGGAAGCUGAGAAGAACAAGAAAGCUUCUGAAAUCCUGAGUGAGAAGAAGUACAGGCAGCACCCAGACACCAUCAAGUUCACGAGUAUCCCAGAUGCCAUGGAUAUCGUUUUGGCCAAGUCUAAUGCCAAAAACAGAAGUGAUAUCCUCUACAGAGAAGCUUGGAACAAGGACAAGACUCAGAUUCACAUCAUGCCUGAUACUCCUGAAAUUUUGUUGGCUAAGUCAAACUUGAUUAACACAAGUGAUAAACGUUACAAGGUGGGAUAUGAAGAGCUGAAGAAGAAGGGCUAUGACCUUCCUCCUGAUGCCAUCCCUCUCCAGGCAGCAAAGGCAUCCAGGGACAUUGCCAGUGAGUACAAAUACAAAACUGCCUACAGAAAGCAGCUGGGCCACCACAUCGGGGCCCGCAACAUCGAGGACGACCCCAAGAUGGUGUGGUCGAUGCACGUGGCCAAGAUCCAGAGUGACAGGGAGUACAAGAAGGACUUUGAGAAGUCCAAGACAAACUUCAGCACCCCUGUGGACAUGCUGGGGAUCGUGUUGGCCAAGAAGUGCCAGGAGCUGGUGAGCGACGCCGAUUACCGGCACCCCCUGCACCGCUGGACCUGCCUGCCCGACCAGAACGACGUCGUCCAUGCCAAGACAGUGUAUGACCUGCAGAGUGAUAACGUGUACAAGUCCGACCUGCAGUGGCUGAAGGGCAUUGGCUGGUCCCCAAUUGGAUCUCUGGACGUAGAGAAGAACAAGAGGGCGAGUGAGAUCCUGAGUGACAAGAAGUAUCGUCAGCACCCGGGCACCAUCAAAUUCACGAGCCUUCCUGACUCCAUGCCCAUGGUUCUGGCCAAGCACAACUCUCAAAUCAUGGACCAACGCUCGUACACGUCAGCCUGGGAGAAGGACAAGACGAAGAUCCACAUCAUGCCGGACACGCCUGGGAUCCUGCUGGCCCAGCAGAACAAAGUGAACUUCAGCGAGAAACUGUACAGGCUGGCGAUGGAGGAGGAGAAGAAGAAGGGCUACGACCUGCGGGCAGAUGCCAUUCCCAUCAAGUCUGCCAAAGCUUCCCGGGACAUCGCCAGCGAUGGAGCUACUGAAGAAAGCUGCUGCUUGAGAAGUACCAAGACAAACUUCAGCACCCCUGUGGACAUGCUGGGGAUUGUGUUGGCCAAGAAGUGCCAGGGUUUGGUCAGUGAUGCCGAUUACCGGCACUACCUGCACCAGUGGAUCUGCCUGCCCGACCAGAACGACGUCGUCCAUGCCAAGACAGUGUAUGACCUGCAGAGUGAUAACGUGUACAAGUCCGACCUGCAGUGGCUGAAGGGCAUUGGCUGGUCCCCAAUUGGAUCUCUGGAUGCAGAGAAGAACAAGAGGGCGAGCGAGAUCCUGAGUGACAAGAAGUAUCGUCAGCACCCGGGCACCAUCAAAUUCACGAGCCUUCCUGACUCCAUGCCCAUGGUUCUGGCCAAGCACAACUCUCAAAUCAUGGACCAACGCUCGUACACGUCAGCCUGGGAGAAGGACAAGACGAAGAUCCACAUCAUGCCGGACACGCCUGGGAUCCUGCUGGCCCAGCAGAACAAAGUGAACUUCAGCGAGAAACUGUACAAGCUGGCGAUGGAGGAGGAGAAGAAGAAGGGCUACGACCUGCGGGCAGAUGCCAUUCCCAUCAAGUCUGCCAAAGCUUCCCGGGACAUCGCCAGCGAUUACAAGUACAAGGAAGGGUAUCGGAAGCAGCUGGGCCACCACAUCGGGGCCCGCAACAUCGAGGACGACCCCAAGAUGGUGUGGUCAAUGCACGUGGCCAAGAUCCAGAGUGACAGGGAGUACAAGAAAGCCUUUGAGAAGUCCAAGACACACUUCAGCAGCCCUGUGGACAUGCUGGGGAUCGUGUUGGCCAAGAAGUGCCAGGGGCUGGUGAGCGACGCCGAUUACCGGCACCCCCUGCACCGCUGGACCUGCCUGCCCGACCAGAACGACGUCGUCCAUGCCAAGACAGUGUAUGACCUGCAGAGUGAUAACGUGUACAAGUCCGACCUGCAGUGGCUGAAGGGCAUUGGCUGGUCCCCAAUUGGAUCUCUGGACGUAGAGAAGAACAAGAGGGCGAGUGAGAUCCUGAGUGACAAGAAGUAUCGUCAGCACCCGGGCACCAUCAAAUUCACGAGCCUUCCUGACUCCAUGCCCAUGGUUCUGGCCAAGCACAACUCUCAAAUCAUGGACCAACGCUCGUACACGUCAGCCUGGGAGAAGGACAAGACGAAGAUCCACAUCAUGCCGGACACGCCUGGGAUCCUGCUGGCCCAGCAGAACAAAGUGAACUUCAGCGAGAAACUGUACAAGCUGGCGAUGGAGGAGGAGAAGAAGAAGGGCUACGACCUGCGGGCAGAUGCCAUUCCCAUCAAGUCUGCCAAAGCUUCCCGGGACAUCGCCAGUGAUUACAAGUACAAGGAAGGGUAUCGGAAGCAGCUGGGCCACCACAUCGGGGCCCGCAACAUCGAGGACGACCCCAAGAUGGUGUGGUCGAUGCACGUGGCCAAGAUCCAGAGUGACAGGGAAUACAAGAAAGCCUUUGAGAAGUCCAAGACAAACUUCAGCAGCCCUGUGGACAUGCUGGGGAUCGUGUUGGCCAAGAAGUGCCAGGGGCUGGUGAGCGACAUCGACUACCGGCGCUACCUGCACCAGUGGAUCUGCCUGCCCGACCAGAACGACGUCGUCCAUGCCAAGACAGUGUAUGACCUGCAGAGUGAUAACGUGUACAAGUCCGACCUGCAGUGGCUGAAGGGCAUUGGCUGGUCCCCAAUUGGAUCUCUGGAUGCAGAGAAGAACAAGAGGGCGAGUGAGAUCCUGAGUGACAAGAAGUAUCGUCAGCACCCGGGCACCAUCAAAUUCACGAGCCUUCCUGACUCCAUGCCCAUGGUUCUGGCCAAGCACAACUCUCAAAUCAUGGACCAACGCUCGUACACGUCAGCCUGGGAGAAGGACAAGACGAAGAUCCACAUCAUGCCGGACACGCCUGGGAUCCUGCUGGCCCAGCAGAACAAAGUGAACUUCAGCGAGAAACUGUACAAGCUGGCGAUGGAGGAGGAGAAGAAGAAGGGCUACGACCUGCGGGCAGAUGCCAUUCCCAUCAAGUCUGCCAAAGCUUCCCGGGACAUCGCCAGCGAUUACAAGUACAAGGAAGGGUAUCGGAAGCAGCUGGGCCACCACAUCGGGGCCCGUAACAUCGAGGACGACCCCAAGAUGGUGUGGUCGAUGCACGUGGCCAAGAUCCAGAGUGACAGGGAGUACAAGAAAGCCUUUGAGAAGACCAAGACACACUUCAGUAGCCCCGUGGACAUGCUGGGGAUCGUGUUGGCCAAGAAGUGCCAGGGGCUGGUGAGCGACAUCGACUACCGGCGCUACCUGCACCAGUGGAUCUGCCUGCCCGACCAGAAUGACGUGAUCCACGCCAGGGAAGCCUAUGACCUGCAGAGUGAUAAUGUCUACAAGUCUGACCUGCAGUGGCUGCGGGGCAUUGGUUGGGUGCCCAUUGGUUCCUUGGAAGUGGAGAAGGCCAAGAAGGCUGGGGAGAUCCUGAGUGACAAAAUCUACCGUCAGCACCCGGACACCAUCAAGUUCACCAGCAUCCCAGACUCCCUGCCGAUGGUGUUGGCCAAGCAGAACGCGGACACCAUGAACAAGCGUUUGUACACUGAGGCCUGGGAUAAAGACAAGACACAAAUCCACAUAAUGCCUGACACUCCUGAAAUCACACUGGCAAGAGAGAACAAGAAAAACUACAGCCAGAAACAAUACAGACAGGCCAUGGAAGAUUCAAAGAAGAAAGGCUACGAUUUGAGAGUUGAUGCCAUCCCCAUUCAAGCGGCCAAGGCAUCCAGGCAAAUUGCCAGUGAUUACAAGUACAAGGAAGGGUAUCGGAAGCAGCUGGGCCACCACAUCGGGGCCCGCAACAUCGAGGACGACCCCAAGAUGGUGUGGUCAAUGCACGUGGCCAAGAUCCAGAGUGACAGGGAGUACAAGAAGGACUUUGAGAAGACCAAGACAAACUUCAGCAGCCCUGUGGACAUGCUGGAGAUCGUGUUGGCCAAGAAGUGCCAGGGGCUGGUGAGCGACAUCGACUACCGGCACUACCUGCACCAGUGGAUCUGCCUGCCCGACCAGAACGACGUGAUCCACGCCAGGGAAGCCUAUGACCUGCAGAGUGAUGCUGUUUACAAAUCAGACCUGCAGUGGCUGCGGGGCAUUGGUUGGGUGCCCAUUGGUUCCUUGGAAGUGGAGAAGGCCAAGAAGGCUGGGGAGAUCCUGAGUGACAAAAUCUACCGUCAGCACCCGGACACCAUCAAGUUCACCAGCAUCCCAGACUCCCUGCCGAUGGUGUUGGCCAAGCAGAACGCGGACACCAUGAACAAGCGUUUAUACACUGAAGCCUGGGAUAAAGACAAGACCUCGAUUCAUGUCAUGCCUGACACCCCAGAAAUCCUGCUGGCCAAACAAAACCGAGUGAACUACAGUGAGAAAAUGUACAAACUGGCCUUGGAGGAAUCGAAGAAGAAGGGCUAUGAUCUGCGUUUUGAUGCCAUUCCCAUUCAAUCUGCCAAAGCCUCCAGAGAGAUUGCCAGUGAUUACAAGUACAAGGAAGGGUAUCGGAAGCAGCUGGGCCACCACAUCGGGGCCCGCAACAUCGAGGACGACCCCAAGAUGGUGUGGUCGAUGCACGUGGCCAAGAUCCAGAGUGACAGGGAGUACAAGAAAGCCUUUGAGAAGACCAAGACAAACUUCAGCAGCCCUGUGGACAUGCUGGAGAUCGUGUUGGCCAAGAAAUGCCAGGGGCUGGUGAGCGACAUCGACUACCGGCGCUACCUGCACCAGUGGAUCUGCCUGCCCGACCAGAACGACGUGAUCCACGCCAGGGAAGCCUAUGACCUGCAGAGUGAUGCUGUUUACAAAUCAGACCUGCAGUGGCUGCGGGGCAUUGGUUGGGUGCCCAUUGGUUCCUUGGAAGUGGAGAAGGCCAAGAGGGCUGGGGAGAUCCUGAGUGACAAAAUCUACCGUCAGCACCCGGACACCAUCAAGUUCACCAGCAUCCCAGACUCCCUGCCGAUGGUGUUGGCCAAGCAGAACGCGGACACCAUGAACAAGCGUUUAUACACUGAAGCCUGGGAUAAAGACAAGACCUCGAUUCAUGUCAUGCCUGACACCCCAGAAAUCCUGCUGGCCAAACAAAACCGAGUGAACUACAGUGAGAAAAUGUAUAAAUUGGCCUUGGAGGAAUCGAAGAAGAAGGGCUAUGAUCUGCGUUUUGAUGCCAUUCCCAUUCAAUCUGCCAAAGCCUCCAGAGAGAUUGCCAGUGAUUACAAGUACAAGGAAGGGUAUCGGAAGCAGCUGGGCCACCACAUCGGGGCCCGCAACAUCGAGGACGACCCCAAGAUGGUGUGGUCGAUGCACGUGGCCAAGAUCCAGAGUGACAGGGAGUACAAGAAGGACUUUGAGAAGACCAAGACAAACUUCAGCAGCCCUGUGGACAUGCUGGGGAUUGUGUUGGCCAAGAAAUGCCAAGUGUUGGUGAGCGACAUCGACUACCGGCACUACCUGCACCAGUGGAUCUGCCUGCCCGACCAGAACGACGUGAUCCACGCCAGGGAAGCCUAUGACCUGCAGAGUGAUGCUGUUUAUAAAUCAGACCUGCAAUGGCUACGAGGUAUUGGAUGGGUUCCUAUUGGUUCCUUGGAAGUGGAGAAAGCCAAGAGAGCUGGAGAAAUCCUGAGUGACAGGAAGUACCGUCAACCUGCAGACAAAAUCAAAUUUACCAGUGUGACAGACUCCUUGCCCAUGGUCUUAGCCAAGCAAAAUGCUGAGAUAAUGAACAAGCGUUUGUACACAGAAGCCUGGGAUGCAGACAAAAAAACCAUCCAUGUCAUGCCUGACACACCAGAUAUUCUGUUAGCCAGGGCCAACGCAGCCAACGUCAGCAAGAAACUUUAUGUACAAGCCUGGGAAGAGGCCAAGAAGAAGGGUUAUGACAUGAGAGCAGAUGCAAUUCCAAUCCAAAGUGCCAAGGCAUCGAGAGAUAUCGCGAGUGACUACAAAUACAAACAAGCCCAUGAGAAGCAGAAGGGGCACUACAUCGGGCUCCCCAGUGCCAAGGACGACCCCAAGCUGGCGCUGGCCGCGCGGGCCAUGGCGCUGCAGAACGACCGCCUCUACAAGAAGGGCUACCACGAUUCCAAGACCCAGAUCCACAUUCCCAUGGAUGCCCUGUCAGUGCAGGCAGCCAAGGAGUGCCAGACACUGGUCAGUGACAUUAACUACAAGCAGUACCUGCACCAGUGGACGUGUCUUCCUGACCAGAACGACGUGAUCCACGCACGACAGGCCUACGACCUGCAGAGCGACGCUGUGUAUAAGGCAGACCUGGAGUGGCUCCGUGGAAUUGGCUGGUUGCCCAACGAGUCUCCAGAGAUUAAGAGAGUGAAGAAUGCCCAGGAUCUCCUGAGUGACAACGUGUACCGGACACCCAUCAACAGCGUCAAGUUCACCAGUGUGGUGGAUUCCCCAGACGUUGUCCUUGCUAAAACAAACGCUGAGCAGCUCAGCAUCCCAAAAUACAAAGAAGCCUGGGAAAAGGACAAGACCAUGAUCCAUAUUAUGCCAGACACACCUGAAAUCAACCUAGCCAGGGCUAAUGCUGUUAAUUAUAGCCAGAAAAUGUAUAAAGGAGCUUGGGAUGAGCUGAAGUCGAGCUACGAUUUGAGAGCGGACGCAAUCCCCAUCAAGACAGCCAAGGCUUCCAGAGAGAUUGCCAGUGAUUACAAAUACAAACUGGAGCACGAGAAGCAGAAGGGACAUUAUGUUGGAGUUCCGAACGCCAAAGGAGACUCGAAAAUCCAGUUUGCCCUUGAUGUAGCCAAAGUUCAGAGCGAACGAGAGUACAAGAAGUACUUUGCCAAGCUGAGGACCCAGUGCCACCUCCCAGCGGAUAUGAUGUCCAUCGUGGCAGCCAAGCACGGGCAGACUCUGGUCAGUGACGCCGAUUACCGGACAUACCUGCACCAGUGGAUCUGCCUCCCGGACCAGAACGAUGUCAUCCAUGCCAGGCAGGCCUAUGACCUCCAGAGUGAUGCUGUUUAUAAAGCUGAUUUGGAAUGGCUGCGGGGCAUUGGAUGGCUGCCAAAUGAUUCCCUUGAAGUCAAGCACGUCAAAUAUGCUGGAGAUCUCUUGAGUGAGAAAAAGUACCGCACAAAGGCUGAAACUCUUCCCUUCACCGCGGUGGCCGACAGGGUUGAUUAUGUCACAGCGAAGAACAGUGGGGAGAUUCUCAGUGAUAUUAAAUACCACAAAGCCUGGAAUGAGGCCAAGUCCAAUUAUACCCUGACAGAUACACCACAGCUGGAUAUGGCCCGGGAGGCAGCCAGGAUUCUAAAUCAGAGUUUAUAUAAGGAAAGUUGGGAGAAAGAAAAAGCCACUGGGUACCUGUUACCUCCUGACACGAUUCAGAUCUCUCAUGCCAAGCACUCGAGCGAUGUCCAGAGUGAGCUGAAAUACAAAGCUGAGUAUGUGAAGCAGAGAGGUCACUACGUUGGCGUUGCCAAGAUGAGGGAUGACCCCAAGCUGGUGUGGUACGAGCACGCGGGCGAGAUCCAGAACGACCGCCUGUACAAAUCCGACUACAACAAAACCAAGUCCAAAAUCCACAUCCCUGCAGAUGCCAUGGCAGUUGUGGCAGCAAAGGAAGGUCAGAACUUGGUCAGUGAUGUUGACUAUCGCCAACGCCUGCACCAGUGGACGUGUCUUCCUGACCAGAACGACAUCAUCCACGCACGGCAGGCCUACGACCUGCAGAGCGAUAACGUUUACAAAUCCGACUUGGAAUGGCUCCGUGGCAUUGGUUGGAUCCCUCUGGAUUCAGUGGAACACAAGAAAGUUAAGACUGCCCAAGAACUGAUAAAUAAGAGAUCAUACACCAAAGAAGCCCUGGAUAACUUUUCCAAAUACACCAGUGUGGUUGACACUCCCGACAUCGUGUUGGCGAAGAUGAACUCUGUCAACCAGAGUGAUCUAAAAUACAAAGAAACCUUUAACCUUGAGAAAGGCCAAUACAUCGGGUCUGACGACACUCCUGCGCUGCACCACGCCAAGGACAUGUCCUUACUCCACAGUGAGAAACUUUAUAAGAAGGCUUGGGAGCUCAGCAAGCCCACUGGAUACACUCUGGAUGAGAAGUACGUGCCUCUCGUUGGAGCCAAACACGCAAACGAUAUCAACAGUGAGCGCAAAUAUAAGGAAAUAUAUGAGAAGCUGAAAGGCCAUUACCUGGCUGGGAAGGAAAUUGGGGAUUUCCCCGCUGUCGUUCACUCGCUGGAAUUCCAGAAAAUGAGGAGCGCGUUGGCCUACAGAAAGAAUUAUGAAGACACCAAGAAAAAUGUCCAUAUCCCAACUGACAUGAUGAACCACGUUCUGGCCAAGAAGUGCCAGCAAAUCCUCAGUGACCUGGAAUACCGAAGUUACUUCCAUCAGUGGAAUUCUUCCCCUGAAGAAAAUGAUGUUAUUCACGCCAGAAGAGCCCAGGAGAUUCUGAGUGAUGCAGUGUAUAAAGAUGACUUGAACUGGCUGAAGGGAAUUGGAUGUUAUGUCUGGGAUACUCCAGAAAUCAUACAGGCUAAGAAGUCCUAUGACCUCCAGAGUCAAAUAAAAUACACAUCUGCAGGAAAGGAGAACUUCCAGAACUUCAGUGUGGUCACAGACACCCCUGUCUAUGUGACUGCUCUGCAGAGUGCUUUCAACGCCAGCGAUGUGAAAUACAAGGAAGAAUUCCAUAAAACUAAGGACAAGUACACGCCUGUGGCUGAAACAGUGGAGUCUGAAAGAGUUCAGAAUUUGAAACAUCUUUAUAGCAAUAAUCUCUACAGGAAAGCCUGGGAUAAAGUGAAGGCCACUGGAUAUGCUCUACCCUCAGAUUCCGUAGCCCUGGCACGUGCCAAGGAGCUGAAGCACAAUGCCAGCAUUGUCAAAUACCGUGAGGAAUAUGACAAGUUCAAAGCACUGUACACGAUCCCCAAGGGGGUGGAGGAUGAUCCCAACAUGGAACGGUGCCUCAGAGUCGGGAAGCUCAACAUUGAUAGACUGUACAAAGAGACCUAUGAGAAGACUAAAGCCAAGGUGCACAUCGUCCCAGACAUGAUGGACAUCAUUGCUGCCAAGGAUGCUCAGAAGAAGAUCAGUGAGGUCGAGUACCGCACCCGCCUCCACGACUGGAUGUGCCUCCCAGACCUGCAGGUCAACGCCCACGUCCGCAUGGUCACCGACCAAGUCAGCGAUGUGAUCUACAAGGAUGAUCUGAACUGGCUGAAAGGCAUUGGCUGCUUUGUUUGGGACACCCCAGAAAUCCUCCAUGCCAAGCAGGCCUAUGAUCUCCGCAGUGAUAUUAAGUACAAAUCUAAGGCAGAAAAGAUGAAGAAGGACUUCACUGUGGUCACAGACACCCCUGUCUAUGUCCAGAAUGUCCUCAGUGCCUUGAAUUUAAGUGAAGCUGUUUAUCGUGGUGAUUAUGUGAAGAAUAUUAAAGGCAAAAUGAUUUCUACUGAUAAAACCAUCGAUUUGGAGCGGGCAUAUAAUGCAAACAAGAUACAGAGUGAGAAUUUGUAUCGCUGGGCUGGUGUGAAUGCUCUGCCCACUGGAUACAGCCUUCCCACGGAUACUCCCAACUUCCAGCAUGCAAAACAUGUCCAGCACAUUGGCAGUGAUCUGAAAUAUAAAGAAGCCUAUGAACACAUGAAAGCCAAAGGUUAUACUCUGGGGCCUAAAGAUGUUGGCUUUGAAACUGCAAGGAAAGUGAAUCAAGCCAUUAAUGAGAGGCUCUACAGGGCAACAUACCACAAGACCAAGGACAAGAUCCACACCACUCCAGACACCCCCGAAAUCCGGCAAGUCCGAGCCACCCAGGAAGCUGUCAGUGAUCUGAUCUACAAGUCAGAUUUCUUCAAGAUGCAGGGCCACCUGAUCUCCCUGCCUUACACCCCCCACGUGCUGCACUGUCGCUACGUUGGGGACAUCACAAGUGACAAUAAAUACAAGGAGGACCUGAGGUGGUUGAAGGGCCUGGGUUGUUUCCUGUAUGACACUCCUGACAUGGUCCGUGCUCGUGAGCUCAAAAAGCUUUGGUCUAAUUACAUAUACACUGGUGCUGCAAAGAAGAUGUGGUCCAAAUUCAAAGUGGUGUUGGAUACUCCUGGAUACAGAGCAGUUCAGGAGCUAAAAACCCAUUUGAGUGAACUGGUUUACAGAGCUGCAGGCAACGAGGUGAAGACAAAAUACACUUCCAUCCUGGACACACCUGACUUGAUAAGAGCCAAGGAAGGACAAAAAAUACAGAGCCAGUACUUGUAUGUGGAACUUGCCACAAAAGAGAGGCCCCAUCAUCAUGCUGAUAAUCAGACUCAAGCCUUUACACAUGCCAGGCAAGUCAAGGACAUGAUCAGUGAGAAAAAGUAUAAAACCCAGUAUGAGAAGAUGAAGCACAAAUACACCCCUGUCCCUGACACCCCAGUCCUGAUCAGAGCCAAGAGGGCCUAUCUGAAUGCCAGUGAUCUGCGCUACAAAGAGACCUUUGAGAACACCAAGGGCAAGUACCACACGGUGAAGGACGCCCUGGACAUCGUCUACCAUCGCAAGGUCACCGAUGACAUCAGCUCUAUCAAAUAUAAGGAGAAUUAUAAGAGCCAGCUGGGAAUCUGGAGAUCGAUCCCAGACCGUCCGGAGCAUUUCCAUCAUCGCCUGGUCACGGAUGCCAUCAGUGAUGUUAAAUACAAGGAAGACUUGGAAUGGCUCAAGGGCACCGGGUGUUAUGUGUGGGAUACUCCAGCUUUUGUUCUGGCAGAACAGAAUAAAGUGCUCUACAGUGGGUGCAAGUACAAGGAGUCGUUUGAGAAGACCAAGUCCCAGUUUAAGUACGUGGCUGACUCUCCAAGUAACGAGCAUUUUAGAUACGCAACUCAGCUGAUGGAUGGGAAAUUAUAUAGGGCUGCCUAUGAGAAGCUCAAAGAUAGGUACAGCGUUAUUGUGGAUGAUCCCAGGAAUCUCCUGGCCAAGUGGGUCUCCAGGCUGAGCAGUCAGAUUCAAUACAAAAAGGACUAUGAGAAGAAGAAAGACAAAUACACCACGGUCUUGGAUACCCCGGAGUACCUGAGGACCAGCAAAGUCAACAAACAGAUCAGUGAUAUUAUUUACAAGCUGGAGUACAACAAAGCCAAGCCCAAGGGCUACACCACCAUCCAGGACACGCCCAUGUUGCUCCACGUGCGCAAGGUCAAGGACAGGAUCAGUGAUCUGAAAUACAAAGAAAUGUAUGAGAGGAGCAAAUCUCGCUGCAACGUCGUGGCAGAUUCGGUUCAUAUCAAGACUCCAAGACACGCUUACAAGCUCAACAGCAACCUGGAUUAUAAGAAGAAAUAUGAAGCAGCCAAGGCUCACUGGCACCUGAUUGCUGACAGGCCUGACUUUGUGCAAGCAGCCAAAUCAUCUCUGCAGCAGAGUGAUUAUGAAUACAAACUGGACCGGGAAUUCCUGAAGGGGUGCAAAAUCUCUGUCACUGAUGAUAAAAACACAGUGUUGGCCUUAAAUAAUGCCAUUUUAGCCAGUGAUAUAAAAUACAAAGAGAAGCACAACAAAGCCCGGGGAACGUACCAUGUGGUCCCAGACACACCUCAGAUCCUCCUGGCCAAGAAUGUCAGCUCUCUUGUCUCUGAGAACAAGUACAAAGAGCACAGCAAGAAGCAGCUCCCCCACGGCUCUUUCACGACCCUGCCCGAGACGCGGGACACGGCGCACGUGAAGGAGGUGACCAAGAACGUCAGUGAGACAAACUAUAAGAAGAAGUUUGUGAAGGAGAAAGGCAAAUCUAAUUAUUCUGUCAUGCUGGAGCCUCCUGAAGUGAAACAUGCCAUGGAAGUUGCCAAAAACCAGAGUACAAUUGAAUACAAGAAGGAUGCCAAGUCAAAGCUCCACUACACACCGAUAGCAGAUCGACCAGAUAUUAAGAAAGCAACUCAGGCUGCCAAGUUAAUCAGUAAUAUUGAGUACAAAAAGCGUGGAGCAGCUGGAGUGGGGGUGACCAUGCUGGGACGGCCAGACAUUGAACUGGCCAAGGAGGUGUCCAAACUCACCAGCCAGGUGAAAUACAAGGAGAACUUUUCCAAAGAGUUGGGUAAGAAGCCAAAGUAUGACCUAAAGGAGGCCAAAAUCUACAAGACCAUGAAGGACGCCCACAACAUGGCCAGUGAGGUGAAGUACAAAGCUGACCUGAAGAAGCUCCACAAGCCCGUCACGGACAUGUCGCAGUCGCUGAUCAUGAACCACGUGCUGAGCACGAGCCAGCUCGCCAGCGCUUACCAGUACAAGAAGCAAUAUGAGAAGAGUAAGGGUCACUACCAUGUGGUGCCAGAUAAUCUUGAGCAGGUUCAUCUCAGGGAGGCAUCAGAACUCCAGAGCCACGUGAAAUACAGGGAAAAGUAUGAGAAGGAAAAAGGAAAACCCAUGUUGGACUUUGAGACUCCAACAUACCUCACAGCAAAGGAGUCCCAGCUCAUGCAGAGCGAGAAAGAAUACAAGAAGGACUUUGAGGAGUCCAUGAAGGGCAGGAACCUGACUGGCCUGGAGGUCACACCAUCCCUGUUACAUGUCAAAUAUGCAACCAAAAUAGCCAGUGAGAAAGAGUACAAGAAGGAUCUGGAGGAAGGUGUCAAGGGGAAAGGACUGACAGCCCUGGAGGAGACUCCAGAGAUGUUGAGAGCCAAGAAUGCAACUCAGAUCCUCAAUGAGAAAGAGUACAAAAAAGCCUUGGAGUUGGAAAUCCGAGGAAAAGGCCUGACAGAGCUGGCUCUGGAGACCCCGGAUUUCGUGCGGGCCAAGAACGCCACGGACAUCGCCAGCCAGAUCAAAUACAAACAAUUGGCAGAAAUGGAGAAAGCCAACUACACCAGUGUUGUUGAUACUCCAGAGAUUAUUCAUGCCCACCAGGUCAAGAACCUUUCCAGCCAGAAAAAAUACAAGGAAGAGGCAGAGAAGAGCAUGUCACACUAUGUGCCUGUGGCAGACACCCCAGAAAUGCAGCGAGUCCGGGAGAACCAAAAGAACUUCAGCAUACUCCAGUACCAGUCAGACCUUCAGAACAGCAAAGGAAAAGUCACAGUUGUCCAAGACACCCCAGAGAUGCUGCGGGUGAAAGAAAACCAGAAGAACUUCAGCUCGAUUUUGUAUAAAGAAGAUAUUGGAACUGGAACCACUAUUGAAAAGACACCAGAGAUGCAGAGAGUUAAACAAACCCAGGAUAAUAUCAGCUCGAUCAAGUACAAGGAGAGCAUUGGGAAGGGAACCCCCAUUCCCGACCUGCCGGAGGUGAAGCGCGUCAAGGAGACCCAGAAGCACAUCAGCUCGGUGUUGUACAAGGAGGAGCUGGGCACGGGCACCCCCACGCCCGUGACCCCCGAGAUAGAGCGAGUCAAACGCACGCAGGAGCACAUUAGCUCGGUGUUGUACAAGGAGGGGCUGGGGGUUGGCACCCCCGUUCCUGUCACCCCUGAGAUGGAGAGGGUCAAACGCAACCAGGAGAACUUUAGCUCGGUGUUGUACAAGGAGGAGCUGGGCACAGGAACCCCCACCCCUGUGACCCCCGAGAUCCAGAGGGUCAAACGCAACCAGGAAAACUUGAGCUCGGUGUUGUACAAGGAAAACAUAGGGAAAGCCACCCCCACCCCAGUCACCCCCGAGAUGGAGAGAGUCAAACGCAAUCAAGAGAUCAUUAGCUCGGUGUUGUACAAAGAGAACGUGGGGCAGGCGACCCCCACCCCCGUCACCCCCGAGAUGGAGAGAGUCAAACGCAAUCAAGAACAGAUUAGCUCGGUUACCUACAGGGAAGGCUUAGGGAAGGCCACCCCCAGCCCGGUCACUCCGGAGAUGGAGCGAGUCAAGCGCAACCAGGAACAGAUCAGCUCGGUUUUGUACAAAGAGCACAUGGCAAAGGGAACUCCGACCCCUCUGACCCCGGAGAUGGAAAGAGCCAAACGGAACCAGGAGAACAUCAGCUCGGUUCUUUACUCCGACAGUUUCCGGAAGCAGGUCCAAGGAAAAGCCGCCUACGUCCUGGACACGCCGGAGAUGAGGAGAGUGAGGGAGACCCAGAAACACAUCUCCACAGUGAAGUACCACGAGGACUUUGAGAAGAGCAAAGGGAGCUUCACCCCCGUGGUCACCGACCCCAUCACCGAGAGGGUGAAGAAGAACAUGCAGGACUUCAGUGACAUCAGUUACAGGGGCAUCCAGAGGAGGGUGGUGGAGAUGGAGCGCAAACGGGUGGACCAGGACCAGGAGAACCUCACAGGUCUCCGUGUCUGGCGCACCAACCCCGGAUCCGUCUUUGACUACGACCCGGCCGAGGACAACAUCCAGUCCCGGAGCCUGCACAUGAUCUCAGUCCAGGCCCAGCGGCGCAGCCGGGAGCAUUCCCGCUCCGCCAGCGCCCUGAGCAUCAGCGGCGCCGGAGACGAGAAAUCCGAGCCCUCGGAGGGCACCGACCAGCGCCUGUCCUACUACAGCAACGGGGGCUUCUUCACCACCACCACCACAGUGGGCUACAAACAGGUGAAAACCAUCGAGCUGCCACAACAACGCUCGUCCUCGGUGGCCACCCAGCAAACCACGGUGUCCUCGGUCCCCUCCCACCCCUCCACUGCUGGGAAGACGUACCGGGCCAUGUACGAUUACACGGCGGCCGAUGCCGACGAGGUUUCCUUCAAGGACGGCGACACCAUCGUGAACGUCCAGGCCAUCGACGAGGGCUGGAUGUACGGGACAGUCCAGAGGACCGGCAAGACCGGGAUGCUCCCGGCAAACUACGUGGAGGCCGUGUAAGCAACCCCUGCCCCUGCCCAGAGGGGCAGAAAAGGGGGGUGACACCUCCCAAAGCGCCUCGUUGGCCGUGGCGACGGCGCCUUGUGAGUAAAAGUAACUGCAGAGCAAAAUAUUCUUGAGACGUUAUUUCAGAACAUCUUUGAAAAGUCACCUGUAAAAGGCUACUUUGCAUUUCUUCCAAUGCCAGAAAAAACCAAACCAACAAACCACCUUUUUUAAACGUUGCCUGGAAUUCCCAACAUUUCAUCACACACCAUAAUAUGACACUACAACUGCAGUCCAGUAUCUUCAAAAUUUGAUACCAGUAUUAAGACUGACUCCCAAGCAUUACUUUAUUCAUUCUAUAAAAACUAUAGAAUUUUUUGGGGGCUAUAUGUUUAAAUCUGUUCACUUCCUUUCACAAAUAAGCAAUAUCUAAGCUUAGUAUUUCAAACCAUUUAUUUGGGGAGGGGAAAAAGAAACCCUCUCCUGCUUGCUGAGGUCUCAUGAAUGUGUUCUUUGUGCAACUGUUCUGGGGUCAAAAGCUGUUAUUUCUUGUAAAUUAGUGACUGAAUAAAGCUGAUGUUUCUGCAGUAGGA